Molecule: messenger RNA, 2373 nt
Organism: Heterocephalus glaber (naked mole-rat)
Lineage: Eukaryota; Metazoa; Chordata; Mammalia; Rodentia; Bathyergidae
Source: RefSeq, a predicted model, not a curated record
UACCUACAAUGUACCAAUAAAAGGAUUUAAUACAUUUAAAAAAAAAAAACCCAGCACAACAUAACCAUGCAGGUCUCCGACGUCAAAGACAACGCCCCGACCUUCACCCAAACCUCCUACACCCCGUGGGUCCCUGAGAACAACAGCCCCGCCCUGCACAUCGGCACCAUCAGCGCCACAGACAGAGACUCGGGCACCAACGCCCAGGUCACCUACUCCCUGCUGCUGCCACCGCCGCCGCCACCGCCCCGAGACCCACACCCGGGCCUCGCCUCGCUCGUGUCCAUCAACGCCGACACCGGUCAGCGGUUCGCGCUGCGCGGGCUGGACUAUGAGGCCCUGCACGCCUUCGAGUUCCGCGUGGGCGCCGCCGACCGAGGCUCGCCCGCGCUCAGCAGUGAGGCGCUGGUGCGCGUGCGCGUGCGCGUGCGCGUGCUGGACGCCGACGACAACGCGGCCUUCGUGCUCUACCCGCCGCACAAUGCGUCCGCGCCCUGCACCAAGCUGCUGCCCCGCGCCGCCGACGCGGGCUACUUGCUCAUCAAGGUGGUGGCGGUGGACGCAGACGCCGGCCAGAACGCCUGGCAGUCCUACCAGCUGCUCAAGGCCACCGAGCCCGGGCUGUUCAGCGUGUGGGCGCACAACGGCGAGGUGCGCACCGCCAGGCCUCUGGGCGAGCGCGACGCGCCCAGGCACAGGCUGCUGCUACUGGUCAAGAACAAUGGCGAGCCGCCGCUGUCGGCCAGCGUCACGCUGCACGUGCUGCUGGUGGACGGCUUCUCGCAGCCCUACCUGCCGCUCCCGGGGGCGGCGCCCGAGCGCUCACCGGCCCACCCUCUCACCGUCCACCUGGUCGUCGCGCUGGCCUCCUCGGUGUCCUCGCUCUUCCUCUUCUCGGUGGUGCUCUUCGUAGCGCUGCGGCUGUGCAGGAGGAGCGGGCCGGCCGCGCUGGGUCGGGGCUCGGCGCCUGAGAGCUCCUUCCCGGGCCCCCUGGGGGACGUCAGCGGCACGGGGACCCUGUCCCACAGCUACUGCUAUGAGGUGUGUCUCACUGGUACAAAGGAGUUCAAAUUCCUAAAGCCAGUUAUCUCCAAUGUUCAAGUCCAUAACACUGGUAGGAGUAUGGAGGAAAAGGAAAACUUUGGUAAUGGGUUUGGAGUUGAUUUUAAUAAAGCAAUUUCCUUUAAAUCUUUUAUUAUUUUUGACAUGCUGUGGAUCCUUUAUAUCUAAUUUGUCAUGGAUUUUAGUUUGUACUGUAGAUGCAUGCAUUAUCAUUUCUCAUGCUUUUCUCACCGUUGCAUUAAAACCUUUAUUAAUGGUUAUGGCAUGAAAAUAUAGUCUGUGCUUUUCUUUUUUCGUUUAUUUUGUUAAAAAUAUAUGAACUGGGUAAUUAUGUUGUUGUAAUAAUGACAUUAUUCUUAUACAAGAUAAUCUUAAUCAUUUGGAGAUGCAAACGAAACUAUUAAGAAUAAAUGUCACAAUGUGUAAUUUAUACAGCAUCAUACUGAGAAAACAAAAUUAAAAUGUUGAAUCUAGGUGAAAAGCCUGUUGACUUAAUCGCAGUAUUUUCUGUAAAAAUUGUGCCUUAGAAGACUAAAUUAAAGUUGUUGCUUCUCUAUUCAGUACUAGGGAGCUUUAUACACUGUUUUUCAAAAAUUAAUUUCAGAGAAAGUUAAAAUUACUAUAUUAGAUACAAUUGAUUUCUUAAGUAAUUUCCCCAUAACUAUUUUAGUUGAUGAUAUUUUUGUGGAGGAGAACCUUAAAAUAUGUUGGACUUUGACUUUAUUUUGUUUUCUUUAAAUAUACCAUGUUUACUAUCUUUUUGGUUAUUUUAUGCUUUUUAUUACUAAAACAUGAAAUAGUUCAGAGUCUUAUCCUGAGUAAAAUAAUCUUCCAUUGGAAGAGUAGAAGACAAAAACUUCUUUGGAAAUUGAAAUAAAGAUUUAAACUGUUUUUAAAAAUGAAAAAAAAAGAAAAAUCUAUCUCCCUAUUUCUUAUAAUCUACUUUUAUUUUACUUUCUUACUGUGAACUCCAAUGAGCACUCAUCUCUUUAGCUAUGGCCUGAAUAAUUAUCUUCUCCAAAAAUCCAUAUGUGGAAGCCUUAAUCCACAGACACCAUAUUUGGAGAAUGAGGCCUUGAUGAGGUAAUUAGGUCAAAAGAGUGGAGCCUUCAUGAGUGGGAUUAAUGCCUUUAUAAGAAGAAACCCUUCAAAAAAUGUCUCUUUGUCAUAUGUGGACACAACAAAAAGAUAUCAGCUUUCUGGUAAGAGGGGAUAGGUCCCUCACCAGAAGCUAAUAGUUCUGCCACCCUGAGGUUCAGGCUCUAGAACUGUGAAGAAUAGAUAAAUAAGUCUCUUAGUCUAUAAUAUUCA